Messenger RNA from Sorex araneus (European shrew), 833 nucleotides. RefSeq names its product mitochondrial ribosomal protein S11 (gene MRPS11). Gene Ontology annotation, molecular function: mRNA 5'-UTR binding; structural constituent of ribosome; small ribosomal subunit rRNA binding. Gene Ontology annotation, cellular component: mitochondrial small ribosomal subunit; ribosome. The record is from RefSeq and is a predicted model, not a curated record. Gene Ontology annotation, biological process: ribosomal small subunit assembly; maturation of SSU-rRNA from tricistronic rRNA transcript (SSU-rRNA, 5.8S rRNA, LSU-rRNA); translation. Bases 216 to 758 code for a protein of 180 amino acids. The transcript has 6 exons. Lineage: Eukaryota; Metazoa; Chordata; Mammalia; Eulipotyphla; Soricidae.
CCCGGGUCGCGGUCACGCGGGCGGCCCCGCCCCGGAAGUGCCGGGCCCAACCAUCCCGGCCGGGAGGGGCGGACACGGUGACCGUUAGGGCGCCGGUGCCCGGUCGAGGCUCGGAGCGAGGCCGUGACGAGGCGCUCGAGGCGGGGAGCGGCCGUCGCCGGCGAGAGCGGGGGGCCCCCAAGGACGGCAGCCGGUCGGGGUCACCCGAGCGGGUCAUGCAGGCGCUGAGGAACGCGGGCGCCCGCGCGGCAAGCCGGCUCGCUGCCGCCACCCGCUCCCUGCACGGCUCGCAGGACUCCGCGGCCCCGGAGCUCAUCGCAGACACGCCUGCGGACUCCAGCCGCGGCAGCUUCAGCAUCUACCCGCCGGUGCCCGGGCAAGAGAGCCCGCUGCGGUGGGCGGGCAGGAAGUUCGAGGAGAUCCCCAUCGCACACAUCAAGGCCUCCCACAACAACACACAGAUCCAGGUGGUCUCCGCCGCCAACCAGCCCCUGGCCCGCACGUCCUGUGGCACCGAGGGCUUCCGGAAUGCCAAGAAGGGCACCGGCAUUGCAGCGCAGACAGCAGGCAUUGCGGCCGCAGCGAAAGCUCUUGGCAAGGGCGUGACCCACAUCCGAGUCGUGGUCAAGGGCCUGGGACCAGGGCGCUUGUCUGCCAUCAAGGGCCUGACUAUGGGGGGCCUGGAAGUGAUCUCCAUCACAGACAACACCCCCAUCCCGCACAAUGGCUGCCGCCCCCGGAAGGCACGGAGGCUAUGAGGCUCCGACACCCUAAAGCUUCCCCCGUGUGAGAAAUACAGAGCCCCCACCCGGGAAAUAAAGACUGCCACCCGC